This is a messenger RNA of Panicum hallii, 885 nucleotides long. RefSeq lists its product as uncharacterized. Lineage: Eukaryota; Viridiplantae; Streptophyta; Magnoliopsida; Poales; Poaceae. Bases 259 to 534 code for a protein of 91 amino acids. The transcript has a single exon. The record is from RefSeq and is a predicted model, not a curated record.
CAUGCACCAUGCCACCGCCCUGCUUCCUUGGAAACGGGGCGAGCGUGAGCGCCUCCCGUUGGAGUCCAAAACCGGCGACGCGCUCCCUGUUUCCCCCUCCACCCACCUCCGUUUCUCCGCCGGAUUGCCGCCGGGCCGCGUAUAAAACGCCCUCCCUGCACGCUCCCCGCCUGUCACCCGCAGGCCGCAGGCCCAUCCCGGAGAGAUCAAGAACCACUCGGGGUCAGUACCCAGUAGGAUAAGCGCGCGACGGCAGAGAUGGCGGCGGCGGCGGCGGCGGCGAGCGUGAAGGCGCCGUCGCUGGUGGUGGCGGCGAGCAUGGGCGCGGUAGAGGCGCUCAAGGACCAGGCGGGCCUGUGCCGCUGGGACUACGCGCUGCGCUCGCUCUACCACCGCGCCGCCGCGCCCCGGAUCCGCGCCGCGCUCUCGAGCUCCGCGGCGGCCGAGCUGCCCCGAGCGGGCGCGGGCCGGCCGGCGGCGGCGGACGCCAGGAUGCGCAAGGCCUACCACCUCGUGUGCUGGGGCCCCAACUGACCGGCGUCGACGCCGGCCGACGCUUCUUGUUCCCCUGUAGCUUCUCUGGCUUCUUUCUUUCUCUAGCGGUCUCCUCCCCGUGUGUUGCUCCCACCCAUCAUCGAUCUAUCCAUCCGUGUGCAUUGGCAGAUGAGAGGGCGAUGUGAUCAAGUGAAUGCUCGUGUUUGGGUUCAGAAGAUGUAGCUACUAAUUCAGAUGUGCUACUAAUUCAGAUAUGCUACAAUAAACGAAUACAAGGCUUGCCACCUCGUGUGCUGGGGCCCCAACUGACCGGCGUCGACGCUUUGGGUUCAGAAGACGUAGCUCAUGUAGGAUUGAUUAAAAAAAAAAUACUAGUAUUCAUUUGGGACC